GAAGAAGCGUUAAAUGCUGCCGGACGGAUUUAGUUCAAUCUAGAACCAUGAGGAUUAGAACUGGAAUUAUAUUCUGGAAUCUCAUGUUUUCAAUGAUGUUCUCGUGUGUGAAAGGGUUCAUAAAUACGUGUGGAGGGACGUUAAAAGGACAGAACGGUACCAUAGAAAGCCCAGGUUUCCCGUACGGAUAUCCCAACGGUGCCAACUGUACCUGGGUCAUCGUAGCGGAACAGAUGAACAGGAUCCACAUCGUUUUUCAAUCUUUCGCCGUGGAAGAGGAGUACGAUUUUUUAUCUUUGUAUGAUGGACACCCACAUCCGGCACACUUCCGGACGAGGUUAACAGGAUUUCAGAUCCCACCUCCCGUCACCAGCACAGGGUCCAUAUUUUCACUACGGCUUACCAGUGACUUUGCAGUAAGCGCUCAUGGAUUUAAGAUGGCUUAUGAAGAGUUAAGGAGCAGCGCCUGUGGGAACCCUGGUGUUCCACCUAAAGGCAUCCUAAACGGAACACAGUUCAACAUCGGGAACACGAUCCGCUACAGGUGUGUGACGGGCUACCUGUUGGAUGGUCACCCCCUCCUUACCUGUGUCCUCAACACAGGCAAUAUGGCCGUCUGGGACUUCCCUGUCCCCAUCUGCAGAG
Molecule: messenger RNA, 645 nt
Organism: Oncorhynchus gorbuscha (pink salmon)
Lineage: Eukaryota; Metazoa; Chordata; Actinopteri; Salmoniformes; Salmonidae
Product: CUB and sushi domain-containing protein 3-like
Exons: 4
Biological process (GO): regulation of dendrite development
Source: RefSeq, a predicted model, not a curated record